This is a messenger RNA of Arabidopsis thaliana (thale cress), 781 nucleotides long. RefSeq lists its product as uncharacterized. The coding region runs from base 96 to 329 and encodes 77 amino acids. The record is from RefSeq and is marked reviewed. NCBI's taxonomy places the organism in Eukaryota, Viridiplantae, Streptophyta, Magnoliopsida, Brassicales, Brassicaceae. The transcript has a single exon.
CAUACAAAACUGCAUAGUGGCUAAAGACCAUAUAUAUAAGCAGAUCACCGUUCGUAUAAUAUAUAGUUUCCAAAUCCAAAUUAAGGCGCCAUAAGAUGCAAAGGUUACAAAUAAGUUCUCGGCCAUCUGAAGAGUUUCUGAUUAACCUCUCGGUGGAUUCCGCAAGCCCUGACGGUCUCGUGGUCUACGACGACAUAGCCAAGAAGGAACUGUCUCUACACAACAAUAGUUACAAGUCUGCUAAUGGAGAGAGAGCUAUUCACCUAAUCCCUAUUGUUCUCUUUCUAUGUGGUUUUAUGCUUUGGGUUUUCUCAAGUGCAACUAUAUAAUUACUAUGAAGCUACGCCACAUAAAGGAAUGAACUUUUUUCAUUUGUGAAUUGUGAUCACUUGAAAUUUUAAUUACAAUAUUUGCUUCUAUAGAUUCUUUAUUCGUUAAUUAGUGUUAACUUUCACGGUUUUACUUGUUGUUUUUUUGUCUCUUACGGUCAAAAUAGCCACGAAAGAUAAGAGGUAAAACUUUUAUUUGAUCUUCGUGUCCAUCUUUUGACUAAUUCGUGGCCAAUGAUCAAGGAACAGUCGUGGCUACAAAGGAUAUGACUUAUUCGAGAGAACAAGUGUACUUAAUCAACAUAUAUGAUCACUAUGGUGCAUCUUCAAUAAACUACUUGUCUCUGUAUAUGACUAAUUUUACAUGUUACAUCUUGAUAUUUCUUUAUGUAUGUUUGGUUUUAUAAUCCCGAUCCAUACCCAAUUCCUACUACAUAGGCGAGGUUAUACGG